AUGAUCACUGCCGCCCUCACCACUCCGCAGACGGCAUAUGAUGGCAUCCCAGAUCUCUCCGCGAAGGAAUCUCUCCGAAACGUAUUGAACGCGCCUCCAUCGCCUCCUCAGUCUAAGCGCACGGACAGCGCAAUCUCUCUUCCUAGAGACGACGCCUUUGAUCUGCGUCGGGGCGCAGAGGAAAAUAGCGAGUAUGAGGCGGAGUGGCGCUUGUAUUUGGGACUUGAGGAUGAAUGGGGGUUUGUCUUGAAGGACCAGAGGAACGAAAAGAAGCCAAGCACGUCCUCGAACGGGAAGAUUGAAGAGGAGAAGAAUGAAAAGAGAUAUGAAGAGGAGUGGAGUGCGUACUUAGAGUUGGAUUACAGUGGUGAAUGGUGA
Molecule: messenger RNA, 378 nt
Organism: Didymosphaeria variabile
Lineage: Eukaryota; Fungi; Ascomycota; Dothideomycetes; Pleosporales; Didymosphaeriaceae
Exons: 1
Coding region: 1-378 (125 amino acids)
Source: RefSeq, a predicted model, not a curated record